Cebus imitator (Panamanian white-faced capuchin) is the source of this 5332-nucleotide messenger RNA. RefSeq names its product activating signal cointegrator 1 complex subunit 1 (gene ASCC1). Gene Ontology annotation, cellular component: nucleus. The transcript has 10 exons. Lineage: Eukaryota; Metazoa; Chordata; Mammalia; Primates; Cebidae. Bases 267 to 1256 code for a protein of 329 amino acids. The record is from RefSeq and is a predicted model, not a curated record. Gene Ontology annotation, biological process: regulation of DNA-templated transcription; DNA alkylation repair. Gene Ontology annotation, molecular function: RNA binding.
GAGAGGGAGCGGUGAGAACACCAGCGGCUCCCAAGCUAACUCCUAGCCACGCUACCCACCCAGCUGGGUCCCCAGGAAACGACGCCAUCGGCGCUGUCCCACUGCGCAGGCUCCAACCCUCGGCCCGCAUGCGCAGUCAGUCCAACCCGGCCUGGGGAAGUUUCCUUUUGCACGUCUGCUACAUCAGUCUCCUGUUUCUCCACUUACCUUCUCCAUUUUCCUAGUCCCUGCAGGACGUCACUGGAAUAUUAUUUGGAGAAAGUGUCAUGGAAGUUCUGCGUCCACAGCUUAUAAGAAUUGAUGGCCGGAAUUAUAGGAAGAAUCCAAUCCAAGAACAGACCUAUCAACGUGAAGAAGAUGAAGAGGACUUUUAUCAAGGCUCCAUGGAGUGCGCUGAUGAGCCCUGUGAUGCCUAUGAGGUGGAGCAGACCCCACAAGGAUUCCGGUCUACCGUGAGGGCCCCUAGCUUGCUCUAUAAGCAUAUAGUUGGAAAGAGAGGGGACACUAGGAAGAAAAUAGAAAUGGAGACCAAAACAUCUAUUAGCAUUCCUAAACCUGGACAAGAUGGGGAAAUUGUAAUCACUGGCCAGCAUCGAAAUGGUGUAAUUUCAGCCCGAACACGGAUUGAUGUUCUUUUGGACACUUUUAGAAGAAAACAGCCCUUCACUCACUUCCUUUCCUUUUUCCUUAAUGAAGUUGAAGUUCAGGAAGGAUUCCUGAGAUUCCAGGAGGAAGUACUGGCGAAGUGCUCCAUGGAUCAUGGGGUUGACAGCAGCAUUUUCCAGAAUCCUAAAAAGCUUCAUCUAACUAUUGGGAUGUUGGUGCUUUUGAGUGAGGAAGAGAUCCAGCAGACAUGUGAGAUGCUACAGCAGUGUAAAGAGGAAUUCAUUAAUGACAUUUCUGGGGGUAAACCCCUAGAAGUGGAGAUGGCAGGGAUAGAAUACAUGAAUGAUGAUCCUGGCAUGGUGGAUGUUCUUUACGCCAAAGUCCAUAUGAAAGAUGGCUCCAACAGACUGCAAGAGUUAGUUGAUCGAGUGCUGGAACGUUUCCAGGCAUCUGGACUAAUAGUGAAAGAGUGGAAUAGUGUGAAACUGCAUGCUACAGUCAUGAAUACACUAUUCAGAAAAGACCCCAAUGCUGAAGGCAGGUACAAUCUCUACACACCAGAUGGCAAAUAUAUCUUCAAGGAAAGAGAAUCAUUUGAUGGCCGAAACAUUUUGAAGAUUUUUCUCUUUACCCGCAAAGUCAGUCUCUGAAGUGGCUUUAUAAUCCGUUUUGACUCAGAAACAGCCUAUGUCCUAAAAAGUAGAUGGUGCAUUUUUGACUGUUGAGGCUUUGCCUUUCUAAGUGUUGAAUUAAUCUGCGAAAUGCAUGUAAAGGGGCUCUUCAGGAUUACAUUUAUCUUUCUCCAACAGACUACCCUUCUGCAAUAUUCAUGAUUUAUGCCUUCUCUAUCUGGUUAACAUGCCAUCGUUCCUCUGGACAAAGAGAAACAUAAGUUGAUACUAAUGGAGAGGUUUUCGAGUCUUUUUUUCAUUUGCUCUGUAAGGGUUUAGGUCAUUCUCAAGGCUAUGGGUGUUUUGCUGAGGUGGAAGGGAAGUAUAUAAUAACAUCAGAAUAAAGCUGUAGCUUGAGAAAUACUUGUACUUUUUCUUCCCUAUUCCAUCCUCCAUUCCCUUAUCUUGUCACUUCACAGUUUCUUGCCCAAUGCUGAAUGUGACCCAUUGCCUUAAUUAAUGAUAUCGCUCUUCAACAGCUGUGACUGCUUACCAUGGAGCCCAAUAGGGCAGUGCCAGCCAUCACCUCAGACAGGCAUUCCAGCACCCACAUUGCAGAGCUAUGCCAAAGUCCUUCCUUUCCUUGAUAUGUUUUCUCUUUUUGAGUAGUUUUCUUGUUUUUGAGGUAGCUUUGUGUUUGAGUGGCAGGCUGCUAAUGAAUUCAGCUGUAGUUAACUUUACUGUUUUUCCCAGGCUGCAGCUUCGGUGUGAUAUGAAUCUUUCUCUUCUUUUAUCACCCUUCUUUGGGGAUUUUCUAGUAUCAUCGUGAAUUGCUUUGCUUUUUUUGUUGUUAAUUUAGUUAAGAAAGAAAAUAGACUGAAUGGGGAAAGAAAUGUUUAGGAAUGGCUCAAAGCCAACUGGCUUUUAAUGGAAUUAAAACUGAAGCCUUGUGUGUUGAUGCAAGUCAGGUGUGAGGUGCUUCGACAUCUGUAAGAGUGGGAUGAUGAGAGAGCCUGUUGGGUGGCUGUAUGAGCAGUGUGGAACUUUUACCUUGGUAUGGAAUUUCUCUUACUUUGCAAAGUAAGUUUUCCAUUUAAAGAUGCUUUUUCCAGAAAUCUUCUGGACCACCCCAGUGAUGACAUGAAUGUAGCUCCCUCUAGUGUUGACAAGGACUUGCUGUAUCAGUAUACCCUUACUAAUUCAAACCCAGUCACUUUUAGCGCUGGACCUAGCUAGGUUCUUAGAGACCAUUUAGUCCAAUUCCCCACUUUAAUCUCUGACACGAGAUCUACUAAGGUAAAGUGACUUGCCAGAGGUACCGCUAGUUAGUAGCAGAGUCUGAAUCAGAGCAAAGAGACUCAAAACUCACUAACUGAGCAUUGUUUUCUGCUGCCUCCCAUAAAGAUGCUCAGUGUUUAGGUAGAGAACAUUACAUACUUGAAGUUGGGCAUAUCUGCCUGAACUGGGAUAAUGUCCAAUUAAAACUCGUUUCAUAAAUGGUGGGGCAGUGAGUGUGCCAAUUAAUCUAAAACCGUAGCUAGUUAAUAAUUAGACUUUUGUACUGAAUAUAAUACCAACACUAACAGAAAUACUUAAUGACUGUAUACCAUCUGCCAGACUAUGUGCCCUAAAGAUGAGAAACAGUCAUUAUGAUACAAUCCCUGCCUUCCAGGAGCUUCCAGUCCAUGAGGGAAACAGAUAGUUAAUAGGCAAUUAGAAUAUAAAAACCAUGGCGUGAGUUAUGGACAAGUGCCUUUGACCACAGAUAGUUAUGACGAAGUACCCUUUAGUAUAGUUUCUAAUGUUUUACUCUUUAAUCACUAGUUCCAGAAAAAUAAUCUAUCACCUAUGUUCAAUCAAUGGAAUUAACUUCUUUCUUAAAGUAAAGGUAAAUUGUGGGCUUCAGCAGUUACCUCCCACCCCCAACACAGGCAGUUAACUAUGUUUGUGAAGUAGUAGUCCACCCAUCUUUCGGCAUUACCAUGAUUGGACAUGUCUUUCUCAAUUAAAACGUGACUCCAUGGCCCGUGAAGCCCUUAAAAUAAAAAAAAGGAUUUAGAAAACCAGUGGACUUUAUAUAUAUAGUUUUUGUAUGUUAUGAAAUUAUUAUGUUUAAAAAGAAAAAAAUCAAUUUCACUAACAAGAUAGGAACUGACUUGGAGUAAACAGAAAGGUAGCAUUGGUUGUUAAGGAGCCUAAGCAUACGUGUGCAGCAUGUUAACAGCUGCACAGGCCAAGGAUCAGGAACGUGGUGAUGGGAGGCAGCCUUACAAAAAAAUCAACUUCAUCUACUAUUCAAAGAGAAGCAAAACAAGAAAGAAAGUCAUUGCUCUUUGCUGUAAGAAUUUAAUGAGUAACAGCCAAUUGCUAUUCUACUCCAUGAAAAAAAUUGGUUCUUUUGGCUUGGUAUAAUAUUAUGUGUUCUGGGUGCCUUAAUAAGAAAAAAAAAAAAGAAAUCUUUAAUGACUGUUGGAGGUGGAAGCCACAUUUUUCUUUUGUACAGCUUUUUUGAGAGUUGUUGCAGCUGUAAUAUACUAGUGUCUGGUUAUUCCUAGUUAAAGUAAGAAUUUUCUUUCCCUGGGAAAGACUGAAUUAAGAAUUGACACCCGGAAUAAUUCUCCUGUGUUACUCAAACCUGAGAAGGAACAAACAUAUUUGGUUAUGGUGGUUUUUAUGGAAGAGUGCCAGAUAGCUCCAAAAGGAGGAAGCAUGAGUGAAGAAGACCUAGGUCAAAUUCAUAGGAUGGCGUCCCCUCAGAGAGUGUCCAUUUCUAAUCUAAGAGAUAACAAAAAGAGAUGCUGUUUGGACAGCCACAGACAGUGAUACAUUUAUAAUUGGAGAAAUCAUGCUGACCUAAAGACACACUGCCUGGAAGUACCUGUUCCCUCACUAGCUAGAAUUAGAAUGGUCAUUAACUGCCAGCUUUUGGGGAGAGAGGUGAUGACAGUCCAUUUGGGGUCUUAAGCAAUAGAAUCAGUAUUCCAAGAUUGUGCUCUCAGCAGUUUGAACCAGAGGUACGAUAUUAACUGUUCAAAAGCAUAGCUUCUGACUGCAGGGUGAAGAGGAGGCAUUAGAGCCCUAGGUUGUACUCAUUAGAGAGGUGAUAUGUUACAAAUAAAGGCACAGUGAUGUAUUUGGGAAAGAAUGGAAAGUACUGUAGGUCUAAAAUCAAAGGAUAGUGUAAAAGUGCCAUUUCUUUAGACACUUAAAAAUCCUGGAAAAUAUAAGCCAUGUAAAAAGGAGAUGAAUUUGUACCUUUCCUAUUUUAUAUAUGAAAAUCUUUAAAUUUAGAGAAAGAAGGGACUGGAAGUAUUAAGCUAACUAUAUUAAAAUAUGUUUCAAAUCUCUAGCCACAUUGAGACUUUUCUUGAAAGAUGUAAAUGAGCCACCCAAGUAUUUCAUUCAGUUUUGGUUUUGUCCCAUCUCUGUUCUUUAGAGCCUUUAAAAGGACAAUUAGAAUGAAUAAAUUUAAAUGAGAUCUUUAGUUUGCUUUACUUAGAGGAAUUUUUAUGAAGGAAGCUAUGAAAAAUACUGUUCAUUUUUUUUUACUGAAAAAUAUAUUUAUAUACAUGAGUCAUACAUUUACUGUUUAACAAAUAAUCAUAAAGUGAACAGUGUGACUACUACCGAGCUCACAGAGUAGAGUCUGCCUCCCAUGCCCCUCUCGGGGCUCUUUAGUCAGUCUGUCCUAAGGGAACAGAAGCACAAUUAAAGUCUUAAACACUCUCAGGGGAGAGGCUUGUUUUGAGUGAAUAUUUUGUUUUGCAGUAUUAGAAGAGUGUUGAAAAGAUAAAUUCAGGUUUUUUUGUUGUUGCUGUUGAAAAGAUAAAUUCAGUUUUUCUUUUUGGAGGACAGAGAAGAGAGGUUGACAACAAAAUUGAGCAGAAAGUACAGUGUUCCCAAAUACCCCAUCCCUGCAAAUGCACGACCUCCCCCACGUUGGCAUCGGACACCACACUGGUAGAUGUUUACACUUGAUAGACCACACUGACACAUCAUCACCCACAGUCCGCAGUUUGCAUUAGGAUUCGCUCUUGAGUUUCUCUGCUGAGUUCCUCUUUUCAGUUGUAUUCAUUUGUGCUCUGAUUUUUUAAAUUAUUUCUUCUCUUCUGCUU